Molecule: messenger RNA, 3860 nt
Organism: Meleagris gallopavo (turkey)
Lineage: Eukaryota; Metazoa; Chordata; Aves; Galliformes; Phasianidae
Source: RefSeq, a predicted model, not a curated record
AUGCGAUACGUUUUGUUUUUUUUCCUUGGUUCUCCUUCUACUAUUGCAGGAGAUGGAUGUGGGCAUGUGGUGAUGUAUCAGGACAGCGGGACCCUGGCUUCCAAGAACUAUCCUGGGACAUAUCCAAACUACACACUUUGUGAAAAGAAAAUCCAAGUACCUCAGGGAAAACGCCUGAUCUUAAAAAUUGGAGACCUGGAUAUUGAGUCACAGAAAUGUGAAUCCAGCUACCUUACCAUCCUGAGUUCUUCAACGAUGCAUGGACCCUACUGUGGUAAUAUGAUGCCUGUUCCCAAAGAAAUCAUUCUGGACAGCAAUGAAGCAACUAUCCACUUUGAGAGUGGAUCCCAUAUAUCAGGACGAGGCUUUCUGUUGUCUUAUGCCAGCAGUGAUCAUCCAGAUCUAAUCACAUGUCUGGAACGAGCAAACCACUACACAAAGACUGAGUACAGCAGAUACUGUCCUGCUGGCUGCAGAGACAUCGCAGGUGACAUUUCUGGGAAUAUAGAAGAAGGAUACAGAGAUACCUCACUGCUGUGCAAGUCGGCGAUACAUGCAGGUGUUAUUGCAGAUGAACUGGGCGGUCAGAUCAGUGUCACCCAGCAGAAGGGCAUCAGCCGCUAUGAAGGCGUUGUCGCCAAUGGUAUCUCCUCACAUGAUGGUUCGCUGUCAGAUAAGCGGUUUAUGUUUACUUCAAAUGGCUGCAAUAGAUCUCUCAGUCUGGAAGAGGGAUUCCUCUCCAAGAGCCAGAUCACUGCAUCUUCCUACUGGGAGGAGACCAACGAAUUUGGACAGCUGUUCCAGUGGUCUCCUGACAAGGCUUGGCUUCAAGUCCUGGGACUGGCUUGGGCCUCUAACCACAGCAGUAGUCGUGAAUGGUUGGAGAUAGACUUGGGAGAGAAGAAGAGAAUAACAGGGAUCAAAACCACUGGUUCUGGACCCACUAUGCAGAAUUUUAAUUUCUAUGUAAAGACAUUUAUAUUGAACUACAGAAAUAACAACUCGAAAUGGAGAACUUACAGAGGAAUUCUAAGCAAUGAAGAAAAGGUAUUCCAAGGCAACUCCGACUCUGGUGACAUAGUACGUAAUAAUUUCAUUCCCCCAAUCGUGGCCCGUUAUGUGCGAAUUAUUCCUCAGUCUUGGAACCAACGGAUAGCAUUGAAGCUUGAGCUGAUUGGUUGUCGAAUAAUGCAAGUGAAUAGUUCAUUUACACAUUCAAUGUGGCAAAAAACAAGCCAGAGCACAGAAACCUCCCUUGGAAAAGAAGACAGAACUGUUACAGAGCCCAUCCCAUCAGAAGAAACCAAUUUAGGAUUAAAGCUUACAGCUAUAAUUGUCCCAGUCCUCAUAGUGCUGUGUCUGUUCCUGUUCUCUGGAAUUUGUAUCUGUGCAGCCCUACGAAAGCAAGAAGCCAAAGGACUUUCUUAUGGAUUAUCCAAUGCUCAGAAAUCAGGUUGUUGGAAACAGAUCAAGCAGCCCUUCACCAGACAUCAGUCAACUGAAUUUACCAUUAGCUAUAAUAAUGAGAAGGAGACACCACAAAAACUAGAUCUGGUCACAAGCGACAUGGCAGAUUAUCAGCAGCCUCUCAUGAUCGGAACUGGGACAGUAACACGGAAAGGAUCUACUUUCAGACCCAUGGACACAGAAGAAGAGGGAAGAAGAGGGAGUGCAGAGUUUGAAAACCACUACCACUGCCCACACAGAGCCAACCGGCAUGAGUACGCUCUGCCCCUGACCAGCCAGGAGCCUGAAUAUGCCACCCCCAUCAUCGAGCGGCACGUCACCAGAGAAAAUAACUUUCCCUCUGAAAAUGGCUACAACAUACCUGUAAUCUCCUCACAGAAACAUUCCCUUUCUGCCGGCAGUUUCUCUGGCUCAUGCAAGACUGAUACCAGAAACGGAGACUAUCAGACACCCCAGAGCGUAAUAAACUACGACAAACCUAAAGCCAAUGGUAUUCUGACCUCUGUGAGCUAUAGUACGGACUACCAGAAACCUCAGGCAAACGCGCUAGGGAGUGAGGGUUACUCAACACCCAGAGACUGCCUGAACCCAAUAAGCCAGACAGCAAUGACAGCUCUCUUGUGAUGCGCUAAGCAAGAGAGACGUGGUGCACAGGAAUGUCGCUGCGCAGCUUCCAAAGUGAAAACAGAGUUUUAAAGGAUUCUGCUGCAGAAGGCAGAAGGCAAACAAACCCUGUGUACAUAAUAUUGCAGUCUUGCUGGGUUCUGACAUCUGAAGAAAGCAUAUGCUGUUUAUCACUGUUUAUAUCAAAAGAGAUGUUAUCAGUGAAGACUGUAUAUCUUAUUUCUGUAACUGAUCUCAGUGCUCCGUUUGCAACGUGUGCAAUUUGUACAUAGCUUUUAUUUAAGGAGAGUUUCUUAAGUUUCCUUUUCACCUGUGGAAUUGAAAGGACAAACAAAGCCCAACAAACCAGCUUCUGCAGAAAUAGCUCUCUCUCUAUUCCACCUCUGUUGUACUGCAGCUGUAAAUUGUGUAUCUUACAGCUGAUGUGGUUCAGUUCCUUUCCUCUGAAAACUGAAGAUCAUCAUUAUAGUUCCUCUUGGGAGGGCAGAGGUAAAACUGCCUGAAGCGUGAAGUGCACAAGAGAAGGCAGCCGAGCAUUUAAAUACCACGUUCCAUCUCACCUGCCCAGCUGCCUUUCAGCAGCAAUCUGUAGAUGCUUGAAUUUGAUCUAGUGUAUGAGCUGAGCCUAACUUGCUAUUCAUAUCAAGUACAGGUAGAAAAGAUGCAACAAGCUUUGGAUUCAAGCCAUAGUGAUCACCUUGCAGACACAUCCGCAAUAGAAACAUGCCAAUCUGCUUUUUCAUUGUGUGUGGAACUGUAAUGUGAAUUUACAGCUAAGAAUUGAAUCCUGUUCAGGCCCUACCUGAUUCUAUUAAUGCUAAACUGUAAGGAAAUUUGUUCCUUGACACAAAGCAGCUCUUCAUUGCUCCAGUGGGUAUUUUUCUGUCUGACUAAAUAUUUCAAAUGGAAAUACUACACUAAAUUUGUAAAACUGAAAGACAACAUGGGUAUGGUUCAGUGUUGCAUUUAAGUGCAAGACAGUGGAUUGGCACAGUUGUGCUCAAAUAGUUUUUCUUUUGCAGCAGAUGUUACUCAAUUCUUGUUUUGGACAAACUUGAAAAAGCUUGGGGUUGGCUGCAAUGCACAGCUGUUGGCUCCUCUUUCAGCAAAGGUGUCAUUGAAGCCACACAGCUUCAGGUUGGGACUGCAACCAUCCUUUGCUCUGCUACCUGCAGCACUUGGAGCCUUACCUUGAAUUCGAAUGUGUGUCUCAGAAUAUCAAAAAGUUAUCUUCUUCCAAGAGAGAAGAAUGGUGCUACAUUUAAGGCACAAGGUUGGGAAAUUAGCCUGGUAAAAUGUGAGCUCUUGGAAAGUCAGUAUUUCAAGGCCUUGUGUGUGUUUCCUUGUGUGUAAGCUGGGGAUCAUUUGCAAAGGACGCAGCAAAGAUUUCUUGUUUGUUCACAAAGUGCUUUAAGAGUACAGAACAGCUGUAGUUAUACUAGGUACAAAUAUUGCUAACUCGAGCCAUAUCUGACCAUAAGAACAGCUUAGUGGGUUCUUCGUAUUUGCUUGUUUUGUGGCCUCAGUGGUGCAGUUCUGUCAUGCCGAUGCACAGUGCAUGCAACUUCCGUGCAAAGAAGAAAGAGUUGAGCUAACCUUGUAGUCCUCCCGCGUUUGCUGUCAAUACAGUUUCUGUGAAUUGUAUAAAACACCUCAGGUUCUGAAGCGAAGCAGCAGCAGCCUGUUUGUUAGACCGAGCUGGGUGGUGUUGUUUACCUUCUGUUGUUUACAUGUCUAUGUAAAUAAAGAACACUGGUAUUUGUAAAUCA